CAGUAGGAUGGAGCCUUCCGCCUCUGGUGUUUUCUGCAGCCGGGUGCUCAGCAUGGUGAACUCGGAAGAUGUGAAUGCCAUCAUCAUGGCUCAAAAGAACAUGCUUGACCGGUUUGAGAAGACCAACGAGAUGCUGCUGAACUUCAACAACCUGUCCUGUGUGCGAAUGCAGCAGAUGAACGAGCGCUUCCUCCACCACACCCGGACGCUGGUGGAGAUGAAGAAAGACCUGGACAGCAUCUUCCGGAGAAUCAGGACGCUGAAAGGGAAGCUAUCAAAACAGUAUCCAGAGGCCUUUAGCAAUAUCCACGAAUCUCCCAUCCUGGAAGACGACGACUUCGACCCCAUCCCCAAAAGCACCGCCACGACCAUCGCUACCUCAGAGCAGAGCACGGAAUCCUGCGACACUAGCCCCGACAUCAUCUCCCCCACCACGAGCCACGACUUCGAGGACCUUUCCCAGGGCCCCUACGACUCGCCUGCCAUGAAUGGACAGAGUGUCACGGACGACGAAGGCAACGAGACAGACUAG
Messenger RNA from Euleptes europaea (tarantolino), 532 nucleotides. RefSeq names its product KxDL motif containing 1 (gene KXD1). Bases 8 to 532 code for a protein of 174 amino acids. Gene Ontology annotation, biological process: lysosome localization. Lineage: Eukaryota; Metazoa; Chordata; Lepidosauria; Squamata; Sphaerodactylidae. The record is from RefSeq and is a predicted model, not a curated record. Gene Ontology annotation, cellular component: BORC complex. The transcript is spliced from 4 exons.